Messenger RNA from Trichomonas vaginalis G3, 1563 nucleotides. RefSeq lists its product as uncharacterized. NCBI's taxonomy places the organism in Eukaryota, Parabasalia, Trichomonadida, Trichomonadidae. Bases 1 to 1563 code for a protein of 520 amino acids. The transcript has a single exon. The record is from RefSeq and is a predicted model, not a curated record.
AUGUCGAAUUCGCCAAUUUUAUUCGAAAAAAGUGAUAAUUUUCCCAAAGGAUAUUUAAUUUCUGGCUGGUAUCAUGUAUUUUCGAUUGAUGAUUCAUUACAGUCGCUAUCAAUCUUUUCAAAAUUUGACCGCAAAGAAAUAUUAAUUCAACAACUCAAUUUAAAUCAAAAUACUGAUAAAAUUCACUAUGUUGAUUACAUCUUGGACGAUGUUCUUUUUAUUUAUGCAACAAAAUCGCAAAAAUCGAUUGGCUUCUUUUUAAAUAUAAAUCUUAACCAGCAAAAUUAUAUUUUACCACCUUUAGUCGAAUUUUCAUUAACAUCACUUACAUUUCAUUCAAAUAUUCUUUCAGCAUUCGUUCCACAUAAAGGAUCUUUUGUUGUUGUUUCCAAGAACGGCAUAUCAUGCCAUGAUCUAUAUCUAAACGAAUAUUUCAGCAUCAGAUCAUUAAUAACAUCAUGCCGUUUUGUUAGAAACUAUCUUGUUUAUACUGAUAAUUUAUUCCUUCACGCUUGUUCUAUUGAUUUGAACGAUAAAAAUAGAGUUUUCUUUAAUAAAAUCAAUUCUAGACAGUUAAAUACACUCGGAAAUCCUCUUAAACUCCUUGCUCUCUCUCAUUGUUUGUUAAUUAUUUUCGAAACUAGUGAAAAAGCUACAGUAGUUCAAAAAGUCCUUUUACAAUCCAAGAAAUUCGAUAGUAUUACAAAUAUAUCCAAGUAUUUCUUACAGAACAACGAAUUUUCGAAUAUUUCAUUUAAUAUUUUCGACAACGCCUUAUUAAUUUAUCAUCGACCUACACAGAAGUUUACUCUAAUAGACAUGUACGAUGCAGACGAUAUACAGAUUUUCCCUCCUUUCGAUUGUGAAUUUCCAAUUUUGGAAAUUUUAGACAGUUCAAAGGCAUUUUCAGACGAAUUUAUGUUAGACACAAGAUGCAAUUACCAAGUUAUUAACGUUACAGACCUUAAUAUCAUUGCUGCUCUGUUUAGAAGGACAAAUACCUUAACACACUCGAUUUUCUUGCUUUCUAACCUCUUAAAGGGUUCAGUUGAUGUUGAAACAAUGAAUAAAAUCAUCCAAACUAUUGGUCCUUCAGCAAGAUCUCCAUCUACUCAAAUAAGAUUUGUCAAAGCGAUCCAGUUCUCAGGAAUUGUUGAUCCUCAUCUUAUUCUACUUGCAUUGUUGAGAUAUUCCAAGAUUUUGGGAGACGAUAUGAUCGAUGAUGCAAAAAUUUCUGUAAUUCAAGCGGCUUUCCACCCGUAUUGCAGGAAUACAUUGAAAGAUAUGUUUUCUCUUUGGAAAUUGAAGAUGAAUGAUGUUAUUAUGAAAUAUAUUGUUACAAAACUCGAUGAAUCAUAUUGGUAUGGCAUAGAAAUGUUUGGAGAUAUAUUGAAGUUCGCUAAGAUUUGCACAGAUGUAGGAAAAAGCGAGAUUGCAAGAAAAAUGAUUAUUAAAUUUGUUUUGGAUGGAGGAGAAAGCAGCGAAAACUUUACGGAAAUUCGCCAGAAUUAUAUAAGUAAGUUUGGUGAAGAUCCGCUCAUUCCUAUGUCGCAGAAACAAUAA